Oryzias latipes (Japanese medaka) is the source of this 2503-nucleotide messenger RNA. NCBI's taxonomy places the organism in Eukaryota, Metazoa, Chordata, Actinopteri, Beloniformes, Adrianichthyidae. The record is from RefSeq and is a predicted model, not a curated record.
GGAAAGGUCAGAGACGGAACACCAUCCGGUUCGUGUUUACAAAACAAAGACCGGCUCGCGCAGAAUCGCUGUUUUAGACCAACAAUCGUGGAAAAAGCGUCUAAUCUGAGAUCUGCAGAUGUAACGCAUGGCGUCCUUCAAUGGAAAGCCAGCGCGUGAACCUCGGGCCAGGGCUCCACCGGUGGACAGCGAGGACAGCUGUCUCAGUGAUAGUGGGGACAGUGAUGAGGAACCCACUCCUAAACCAGGCGGUAAAAUCAGCAGCAGCAGUGUGUGGUUUGGUGAAGGAAGCAGCAGUGAUGAAGACACUGAGAAGACUCCUCUGUGCACCAGAGCUGCAGCUGCAGGAGGGAAACCAGCAGCUCCUCUCAAAAGGAAGAAUGUAGUCUGGAAGACAGUGAAGCAGCAGAACUCUGAUAAAAAGGUUCCAGUUUGGGUAAAUUCUCUUCCUGAUGGGGAGUCGGUCAGAUCGCCCAUCGAAUACUUCCGGCACUUUUUUGAUGAACAGCUUUUGGACAGUAUUGUUGAACAAAGCAACGUGUACUGCAGACAGCAAAACCCAAACCAUGACCUCCGAUUGGAUCAGACUUCGCUGGAGCAGUUCAUUGGUACUGCGGUCUACAUGAGUUUCUUUCAUUUACCCCAGUCAAGGAUGUACUGGUCCAGUGCGUGUCGAGUCCAGCAGGUGGCAGAUGUCCUGUCUCGAGACCGCUGGGAAGAAAUCAAACAGUUUAUACAUUUCAGUGACAACACGGCUCCCAACGACGACAGGCUUUUCAAAAUCCGGUUGAUUGUUGACUCGCUUCUCCCCAAAUUUCAGGCCCUCCCUCAAGACCAAAUGCUGUGCGUUCAUGAGCAAACGGUCCCGAUCCCAGACAGAUCGGCCCUAAAACAGCAGUGCAAAUGGGCGUACAAAAUAUUUGUGCUGUGCAACACAAAAGGUCUGGUGCAUUCGUUUGAUAUUUACACCGGGAACACGGAUCCUGCACCAGACCAGCCAGACAUUGGAGCCGGUGGAAACAUUGUUCUAAAGCUCGCUCAAGCUAUACAAGAUCACGUCAACCACCUGCUGUAUUUUGAUGAGCAGUUUUCCUCCUUGGAUCUGUUUGUUGCUCUGGAAAAAAGGGGGAUACCCGCCCUUGGGACGGUGCAGCAGGCCGCUCUGCCGGGGUGCAGUUUCAGCACGGACUCGGAGAUGAAGAAGAAGGGAAGGGGGGCGUUUGAAGAGCAGCAGGCUGAGGUGGAGAACGUGGACAUCAGAGCAGUCAAAUGGUUUGACAGCAGAGCCGUGAUUGUUGCCAGCACUUUUGCCGGCGCCCAGCCCGUCUCCACCAAACAAAGAUGGGAUAGAAAGCUAAAGAGGAACGUGUCUGUGGAACACCCGAGCAUCAUCAGCCUGUACAAGAAGUUCAAGGGUGGUGUCGAUGCUCUGGAUGCACUGAUUAACCACUACCCCAUCCACAUCAGGUCCAAGAAAUAUUACCACCGGCUGUUCUUUCACUUUGUGGACAUGGUGAUCGUGAACAGCUGGUUGUUGUACCGGCGGGAUUGUGAGUCUCUGGGCCUCCACAGUAAGAAGCAGAUGGACUUACUGGCCUUCAGGUCGUCCAUCGCACAGGCCCUCUGCAUGGAAGGGAAGAACCUGAUGGAGAAGAGGAGGGGUUGGCCUUCACCGGACGUUGAGCUGGAGUUCCAGAAGAAGAAACGGCGAGGUCCAGCCAAGGCCAUUCCUGCACAGGAAGUCCGCACUGAUGCAGUGGGUCACUGGCCAGUGGUGGAAAACGGACGCCAGCGCUGCAAAUUUCCACAGUGCAAAGGCCAGACAGUUAUUAAAUGUGGAAAGUGUAACAUUCAUCUGUGCCUCAAAAGAAACAGCAACUGCUUUUUGGAAUUUCAUAUCUAGACUGAAGCACUGUUUGUUUCCCAUAGAUUCCUGGUAUCACAAGUUUGCAUUAUGCCUAAAAUUACGUCCAUUUCAUAUCAAAUAAACUAUCUUAACUUAAUUUAGCAUCUGUUUAAAUGUAAAUACUUAAAUACUUUACCAUAAUUGAAAGUAAAUUCAGCCAUCAGUUUAAAAAGAUCAUUACUGCAGCCUCAGUUUUGUCUCUUUGCUUUUUUAGGAUUUGGGGUUUGGUGUUGGUCAUCUGGUUUUCAAAGGUCGGGUUCUAAAUCCUUUGAGUUCCUGUCAACAUGUCUACUGUUUUUUGGGGAUUUUCCAACAAAGGCAUGCUUUUUAUUUUUUUUAUUUUAGGAAACUGGAUGUUUCUCUGGAACAGCAGCUGAAGACCCAGAACUUGUGAUGCGGCGUUCUGUAUUGAGGCUUGGAGGCGUGUCGGGUUACCUAGACAUGCCCAAAGAAGCUUGCUUUAUUUAGGGGACGAGCCAAAAAUGAAGCUUCGCUGCCAGGUUGAACCACGUGACUGAUUCAAGAAGUGGUUUGGAUUUUGCUGACAGUUUUCAGAGCGAUGUGAAACCCUCAGGCUUCAUUAAAAUGUGGACGUUU